Molecule: messenger RNA, 456 nt
Organism: Microthlaspi erraticum
Lineage: Eukaryota; Viridiplantae; Streptophyta; Magnoliopsida; Brassicales; Brassicaceae
Source: the annotation of a GenBank genome assembly
AUGAAACCCGAUUGGUUAGUCAACUGCUUUGGAAUCGUUAGAAGAAGAGGCCUCACCAGACUCAGAGUGUUCAUUGUUAUGAUCAUGAUCAUGAUCAUGGUGAUGGUGGUGGUCGUCGACGUGCUUGGACAAGGCUAGGAAAAACGAUAUGGAGUCGAGGCAUUCAUCGACUUUGAAGAGGCCGUGCACAGUUUUCCCGUGGCUGGAAUCCAUUUGCCUAACUUUGUUUCGAGGCUCGAAACGGCGAUUCAGAAGGUUUUCCGGAACUGGAAUUAUUAUCUGAUAGGGUUGAAUGGAGUUGGAACGUUCAGUGCCUUCAUUAAUCACAAUGUGACAGGGUAUGAUAUGGCAUUGGGGGCGGGAGUAAGGUACAAGCUGGUCGACAUCAAAUCACAAAGUAACUUAAAAUGUGCGACUCCCGGCUAUGUUAUGCAUUUGGAGAGCCAAGUCUUCUGA